AUGGCGUGUCUCGGCGGUGGAUUGACUCAGCAGUUAUGCAGCAAGAACGCGGCGGUGGAGUUGCCGGUGAAUUUGGGUCGGCGUGAUGUGAUCAACAAGAACUCAACCCGAGUUGGGUUCCGGGUAAUGGCUUCGGAGGGCAAAUCUGCGGAGCCGGAUCUCAGUGUGACGGUGAAUGGAUUGAAAAUGCCGAACCCAUUUGUUAUUGGGUCUGGUCCUCCUGGAACUAACCUUGCUGUGAUGAGGAGAGCUUUUGAUGAAGGCUGGGGCGGUGUCAUCGCCAAAACGGUGUCACUGGAUGCAGCAAAAGUAAUAAAUGUCACUCCACGAUAUGCUAAAUUGCGAGCUGGAGCGAAUGGCUCAACUAGAGGACAGAUCAUUGGUUGGCAAAAUAUUGAACUCAUUAGCGACAGGCCUCUGGAAACAAUGUUAAACGAAUUCAAACAGCUGAAAAAGGAGUAUCCAGAUAGGAUUCUUAUUGCUUCAAUAAUGGAAGAGUAUGACAAAGCUGCAUGGCAGGAACUAAUUGCUCGAGUAGAGGAUACUGGAGUAGAUGCUCUCGAAAUCAAUUUUUCAUGCCCCCAUGGCAUGCCGGAACGCAAAAUGGGUGCCGCUGUGGGCCAAGAUUGUGGGCUGCUCGAAGAAGUCUGCGGCUGGAUCAAUGAAAAGGCUAGUGUUCCUGUAUGGGCAAAAAUGACGCCCAACAUUACUGAUAUCGCUGAGGUUAGGUUGUUAACUGCGAGUUCUCUUUUCACGGCUGAUGAUCAGUGUGAUAGGAUAAUUUAUUUGACUAAUGAAGAUCAUGUUCUGAACAUAAAUUCGCAAUGUUUUUGUGGCGCGCUACCUCCGCAGUUGCAGGCUAUGAUAUUGUUUCAGCCUGCCAGAGUGGCAUUAAGGUCUGGGUGUGAAGGAGUUUCUGCGAUCAAUACAAUCAUGAGUGUCAUGGGAAUCAAUCUCGACACUUUACGUCCCGAGCCCUGUGUUGAAGGGUAUUCAACUCCUGGAGGCUACUCUGCAAAGGCUGUGCAUCCUAUUGCGCUCGCAAAAGUAAUGAGCAUUGCAAAGAUGAUGAAGUCAGAAUUUGGAGAUAAAGAACUUUCACUCUCUGGUAUAGGAGGUGUUGAAACUGGUGGUGAUGCUGCUGAGUUUAUACUUCUUGGUGCAGAUACAGUUCAGGUCUGUACAGGGGUUAUGAUGCAUGGAUAUGGUGUUGUGAAGAAACUUUGCUCUGAGCUACAGGAAUUUAUGAAGAAGCAUAACUUUUCUUCGAUUGAAGACUUCAAAGGGUUAUCACUGGACUACUUUACAACACAUACAGAUUUGGUCAACAGACAACAGGAAGCAAUUCGGCAGCGUAAAGCUAUCAGAAAAGGUUUAGCAUCUGACAAAGACUGGACAGGGGAUGGUUUUGUUCAGGAAACGGAAAGCAUGGUUUCCAACUAA
Oldenlandia corymbosa var. corymbosa is the source of this 1443-nucleotide messenger RNA. The record is from the annotation of a GenBank genome assembly. NCBI's taxonomy places the organism in Eukaryota, Viridiplantae, Streptophyta, Magnoliopsida, Gentianales, Rubiaceae.